AUGGUAUUCGAAGCUGCUCAAUUAUCCAUAGGUUCAAGUGUAACAUUUGAUGAAGGAAACGAAUAUAUAAGUAUAUCGCAAUCAAAAGGCUUGUUUAAUUUACAGAAAUGCAUAGGAACAAAAUUAUGUUUUGAAAAAGACAUGUCUAUCAAGAUAUUGCCCAUAAAAAGUUCUAUCAAUAAUAUUUCGACAGUCAAAAUGCACGAUAUUCGGUUUACAGAGCCAGUAAGACUGCCAAGUAAAUGUAAACGAGUUGAAUUGUUUUGUGUAUCGACGAGUGAAAAUGCCGAGAUAGUUCUGAACUCGGGAUGUAAAGAGCUUUUGAUUUCUGAAUACGCUGUUGCGAUCAAUGCUCAGGACGUAGAGAAACUUGAUGUUUUAACCGUAAAAUUAUCGAUAACAGAAGAAAACAGCAUCAAAUUCAUUAA
Messenger RNA from Vavraia culicis subsp. floridensis, 428 nucleotides. RefSeq lists its product as uncharacterized. The annotation marks the transcript as partial. NCBI's taxonomy places the organism in Eukaryota, Fungi, Microsporidia, Pleistophoridae. The record is from RefSeq and is a predicted model, not a curated record. The transcript has a single exon.